UCUUCUUCUUCCAAACUGACAAUGGCUCUCUCGAUCCAACACGAACCCUUCCCCCAUUUCCCCUAAACCCCAAACCGCUCAUCGUCUCCCUCAAAUCAAACCCUAAUUUUCGACCUAAGAUUCGUGACUAUAUACUCGCCUCCACACAACACUCGUAGCAAAAAUGUCGUGGCUGAGAUCGGCGGUGAACAAAGCCGUGGAGGUUGGGAACAACAACAACCUCACCCGCACCGUCAAGAACUACGCUGAUUCCGUCGUCCAGCAGGCCGGCCACGCAGUCGCCGAAGGCGCCAAGCGCUUCCAGGACCGUCUGGGCAAUCGGAGCUUUCGGAGUGUGAAGAAGAGUGUUCAGAGGUUGGAGGAGGCAGCUGUGACGUGUAGAGGACCGGAGAGGGCUGAGAUACUGAGGCGGUGGGUGGUUCUGCUCAAGGAGGUGGAGAGGCUGAAGCUUUCUCAGGUGGAAGUGAAGGAAAGCGCUGCGGCGGAGCAGGGCAGUGGCGGUGGCGGUGCUUCGGAGGAUGUUAGUGAUAUUAGGAAGAAGAUUUCGAUGGUUUUGUAUUACGACUCUGAUGCUGGCGGUGAGCCUAUGAAUUUCCGGGAUGUUUUUCUUAUGAGUCAGGCUCUGGAGGGCAUUACAUUGUCUAUGAUUAUUGAAGCACCGAAUGAUGAAGAGGUUGCGUUACUCUCGGAGAUGUUUAGGCUCUGUCUUACUGGAGGGAAAGAAGUUCACAAUGCUAUUGUGAGCAGCAUACAGGACUUGGCUAAAGCUUUUUCUAGCUACAACGAUGAAGUAUUGGUAAAGCGAGAGGAAUUGCUUCAAUUUGCACAAGGUGCAAUUACAGGAUUGAAGAUAAAUGCUGAUCUCAGAAGAAUAGAUGAUGAGGCCUCUAAAUUAAAGAAGAAGCUUGGUGAAAGGACGCCACUGAUGACGUCUCCAUCAACUGAAGGUCAUGACAAAGCAUCGGAAGAAACAAAAUUAGAAAGCGUAGAGGCAUUAAAAAAAGCACUUGCACAAAUUCGAGCUUGUUCCAGAUUAGAAGGGCUUUUACAGAAGAAGAAACUCUUGAACAAUGGAGAUACUUCAGAGAUCCAUGCUCAAAAAGUUGACAAAUUGAAGGUUUUAUCAGAAUCUCUUGCUAGCUCUUCGGUAAAAGCUGAAAAUCGUAUUUCAGAUAACAGAAUCCAAAAAGAGGAAGCUCUAAAAGUUCGUGUGACCAAGGCAAGUGAAGUUGGUGAAAGAGAGAAGGAAAUAGAAGCUGAGGUUGCAGAGCUUGAAAGACAAAGGGACGAUCUUGAGGCUCAAUUGAAAAAGGUUAAUAUCUCAUUGGCUGCCGCUAAUUCUCGCCUUCACAAUACCAGGGAAGAGAGGGACCAAUUUGAGGAAGCUAAUACCAAGAUUGUUGCUCACUUGGAAACAAAGGAAGAUGAACUAUCAAAAUCCAUUGCCUCAUGUAAGGUUGAGGCAGAUGUUCUACAGACAUGGAUUAAUUUUUUGGAAGAUACUUGGGUACUCCAGCGUUCCUAUGCAGAAAUCAAGGAGAAGCAGGUCAACGAUGAAUUGGAGAAACAUGAGGACUAUUUUGUGAACUUUGCCAUUGAUCUUCUCUCUGCCUACAAGAAAGAGUUGGGCCCUUCUAUCAGCCGUAUAGGAAAAUUUGUGGAGAAUCUUAAGAAUUUGAGCAAAAAGUCAGGAGUUGUAUCUAAUGCAGAGAAUGAGGAAGCUAAAGUAUUAAAUCCAUUAAGAAGUCUUGAGGAGGAAUAUUUGGACCAUGAAACCAAGAUUAUUACCACCUUCAGUGUAGUUGAUAACAUGAAAGCGCACUUUUAUUCAGAACAGGCUAAAGCUUCCAGGAAAGAAGAUCCAAAAGUUAAGGAGCUGUUUGAUGAUAUUGAAAAAUUAAGAGCGCAAUUUGAAACUGUUGAGAGACCAAUAUUACAAAUAGAGACUCCAGUUCCCCAAGCCGAAACUCCAUCUGGUGACAAGUUUCAGAGCGCUCCCUCUGCUGAGGCAGCAGACGGCUCAGCUUCGCAGAAAGCUGAGACAACGAAGCAUUCGGAGUCGGGUGCAGUCAAGGUAGAGCAAGUGCACGACCCUGAAGAUGACCUAGCAAAGCUCGAAUCAGAGUUUGGCAAGGUUGGUCAAGACUACUCAACAGAGGAGGUCGGUGAGUGGGAAUUUGACGAGCUUGAGAGGGAAUUACAAUCUGGUGAUUCAUCAACUACCAAAUAGACAUAUAAUUAUGUCGGAUAGGUGGCUGUCUAUUUAAAUUUUAAUAGAUAUCCUCUGUAUAAAGUAUGAUCAAAUCUGUCCCUGACCACCCAAAGGCGUUGCAUACUUUCUUAGUAACUACUUUGUAUCAACCUUUACUGAUUUGUUAAUUCUUCGUUGAAUUCUCAAACCCGUAUGUUGUAAUGUCGAAUAUUUAGACAGAACGAGUGGAAUGGAAGGUGUUGGUGUUAGUUGAUA
This is a messenger RNA of Argentina anserina (silverweed cinquefoil), 2467 nucleotides long. RefSeq names its product protein GRIP. The transcript has 18 exons. The coding region runs from base 164 to 2230 and encodes 688 amino acids. The record is from RefSeq and is a predicted model, not a curated record. NCBI's taxonomy places the organism in Eukaryota, Viridiplantae, Streptophyta, Magnoliopsida, Rosales, Rosaceae.